Molecule: messenger RNA, 1712 nt
Organism: Anopheles coluzzii
Lineage: Eukaryota; Metazoa; Arthropoda; Insecta; Diptera; Culicidae
Product: solute carrier family 2, facilitated glucose transporter member 3-like
Exons: 7
Coding region: 94-1572 (492 amino acids)
Biological process (GO): monosaccharide transmembrane transport
Cellular component (GO): membrane
Molecular function (GO): hexose transmembrane transporter activity
Source: RefSeq, a predicted model, not a curated record
AGUGUGCGAGAUUUGAAGUGCUGGUAUGGCAAAAUUUUAGUCUACGCAUGUCCCAUUCCGGCCAUUGUGUCUCGUCAGCUAACACCGCUCGGGAUGGAACUGAAGCUUCCUGACACUGGAUGGACAUGGGGCCUUUGUUGGUUUGGUGUAAUAGUGAACCUUUCCGUGUCCGUAGCCGCCGGCUAUCAAGUGAGCUCGAUCAAUGCACCAGCUAAACUCAUCCAAGACUGGCUCUGCACCGUCUUUGUUGACCGUUACGGAGUACAGCUUACAGCCAAUGCACUCCAAAUCGUGUGGUCCGUAAUAGUGUCUACAGUGUUACUCGGUGGAAUUAUUACCUCCCAUUUCAGCGGCUACAUAGCCACAACCUAUGGCAGAAAAAAAUCAUUCUUAUGCUGCGCACUCCUACUCACCGGCGGUGCACUAUGCUUCCUUUGCUGCCGUGCCGUAUCAUCGGUGGAACUGCUGCUGCUCGGACGGCUUCUGGUCGGGCUGGCAUCUGGCCUGACGACCGGUGUGAUCCCCAUGUACCUGGCGGAGGUUUCGCCAAUCAAACUGCGCGGUGCCAUGGGCGUGCUGUGUCCGUUGGGGCUUACCACCGGGGUAGUAGUGGCGCAGGUCGCAAGCCUCGAGCAGGCGCUCGGGACGGAAGAGCACUGGCACUAUGCUUUGGGUUGCUUUGCGGUGCUGAAUCUGUUCUGCUACGCCUUUUACUUUUGGAUCCCCGAAAGUCCCAAGUACCUGUACAGUGUGAAGGGCGAUCAGGCCGGGUCGUUGCGCGCCAUCCGGAAGCUUUUCGGGCGGCACACGAUCGGGGACGAUUACAUUAAGCUGCAGAUGGAAUGCGCCAACGGUCAAAACGGUCCCUCGGCUCAGGAAGAUGGCCAACCGCAAGCGAAUCGAUCGCUCUGGUCGGUGGUACGGGAUCCAACGCUCACCCUGCCGCUAGUGCUCGUGUGCGCUCUUCAGGGCGGCCAGCAGCUGUCGGGAAUAAAUGCGGUGUUUUUCUACUCAGUGUCCAUUUUUGAAUCGGUUGGAUUUAGCUCGCAGGCAGCCAAGUUUGCUAAUCUGGGUGUUGGCUGCUUGAAUCUGUUCGCAUCGCUGUUUGGACCGCUGUUGAUGGCUCGUUGCAACAGACGAACCUUAUGUCUGCUUUCGUGCUCUUCCUGUGCGAUCAUUCUCUUCGUUCUUACCCUUUCUAUACAUUUCAUCCACCUGAUUGACUGGUUUUCGUACGUUUGUAUUGGAACCAUUUUAAUGUACAUAAUAUUCUAUCAAUUCGGUCUCGGACCUAUUCCUUUCUUCAUUGGCUCGGAGCUUUUCGAUCUUGGACCUCGACCAACGGCCAUGGCGUUGGGAAGCCUUUCCUCCUGGGGGUGCAAUUUCAUCGUUGGGAUGGCUUUUCCAACGCUUCAAAACAUAUGGGGCGCAUUUGUGUUUCUUCCCUUCUCCAUCACGUGCGUGUUGUUGACGGUUUUGAUUAAAUUUUACCUUCCCGAGACGAGAGGCAAGGAGGUGGCCGAUGUGAUCCCGAAGGUAGCGCACGGUUUUCGUUCCAGAGUUAAGGAAUAAUUGUUAUGAGUUACAAAAAAACUAAAACAAGCGUACCAGAAUGCGCUGAAAUGAAAAUAAUUCUUUAAAAAUGCACCCAAACGAUAAAAUUUUUUAAAAAUAAACAACAAUUGGAACUGAUUAAUGGUUCAGAAAACAUG